This is a messenger RNA of Rubroshorea leprosula, 1674 nucleotides long. The record is from the annotation of a GenBank genome assembly. NCBI's taxonomy places the organism in Eukaryota, Viridiplantae, Streptophyta, Magnoliopsida, Malvales, Dipterocarpaceae.
GGUUUUGCGAAACCAACAGCCCUCAGGGCUUUUAAAAAAUUAGAAAAAAAAAAAAGAAUCAAAUUCCAUUCGUCAUUCUUCCUUUUCUGCCACCGAAUAAAUGUCUACUUCAUCGAGAAGAAGGGGUAAUGCGCCGGUGCCGCGAUCGCUUCCGCCGUCGGAGAGGUUUCAGACGGGGCGUACGAACGGAUCUUCGUCGGCAUCGUUUGCUUCUUACACAAGUUCAAGCUUCUAUUCUCGGUCGUCCACUUUCUUUGAUCACCAGAAGAAGCAGCAGCAGCAUCGAUCGGCUUCUCCCACUCGCGUCAAUCUGUACACAUCUCCUUUGACGCCUUCGUUUAGUUUCUCCAUCAGCAAUAGAUCUGUCUCUCCGAAUCGGUCGAUAACCGUGUCAAAGCGGCAUAACUCGAUCUCGGCUCCGAAGAAGACGUGUAUGUGCUCGCCGACGACGCAUCCGGGAUCGUUCCGUUGCAGUUUGCACAAGAAUAGCGGGAACAAUCACGGGAACGGGUCGGGAUCGUAUCCGUCGAAUCGGUUAAACAUGAGGCGAUCGGCGAUGACAAAUUCGUUGGUGCGAAUUGGAGGUGUUGAAGGAGAGUGGGUGAAGCGAGCGUUGACAGCCCUGAUUCGCCCGUCUUCGCAUCAACAAAGGAGGAGAGCGGCGUUCCAGCCGAGGGCUAGCCGGCUCUCUGUAAUGUCAAAGUCGGAUGAUUGAUCUGAUUGUUUUCUUCACCAGUUGGUUCUUGCUUUCUUUAUUCUGAUCUCAGAUACAGGCGCGAGGAUGUGAGUCUACUCGGGGUGAGUUGACUCAGUGAGUCGAAUCAUUCGCCGAGAUGCUUCAGCCCUGCGAUUUUUGCGGAAUCUAGUUGGAGCAGAGUCGCGUUGAGCGAGUUCGGGAUCCGAGGCAGGUCUGAGUCAGCCCGGACGAGUAUUGUAUUCGGAGAUCUCGAAAAUCUUAGGGAUCUGGAAGACAAAUUCAUUUGUACAUACUCAUUAGCUAUGGAUGGAGAUUUUCGGACUCCAAAAUUCAUCUUUUAAAAUUCGAACAUCGAAUCCAAUUCACACUAAAAUCCUGAUUAAUAGAGGAUUAAAUCUAAUCUAGAAUUACCAAGUCUGGAUAGAUUCUUGAAUGAUAUAUAUGAGAUAUGUAACCCUUCCAGCCAUCCCCGUUACAUUUGCCUUGCCCGUUGGGCGUUAUCAUCCAUCGUCGUUCGCCGUACGUCUCGUCGGCCGUUCCCUCGUUUGUGCCGUCGAGUUGCUUUCUCCCUACGUACAAGGUACUGUGACGAUAUGUUUUGCGUUUGCUUCGGGAUUUUUGUUGGACACUGUAUAAUAAAUAAAAUUUAAGUCAUUGGUGCAAGAAAAAAAAAUCAAAAAUUGAAAAAAAUAUUUUAAAAAAAUAUUUAUGAUUCGAAAUUUUAAAGAGCAAAAAGAGAGAAAUACAUAAAGUAUGAAUUUUAAAAAUAAAUAAAUAAAUAAAUAUAUAUAUAUACUAACAGGGGGCCAGAACCGUAAAAGACGUAAUAAAGGAGAUGCUAAUAUAUUAUGCUACUGUAAUUGACAAUGCAAUUUUGAAAGGAAAAGAAGGGGAUAGAGAGUGCGGGCCCGUUAGUUCCCCCGAAAGGAUGAGAAUUUGGAUGGGGGUGGGGGGGACCAAAGGAGAAAUGGAAAGGA